Angiostrongylus costaricensis is the source of this 978-nucleotide messenger RNA. Lineage: Eukaryota; Metazoa; Nematoda; Chromadorea; Rhabditida; Metastrongylidae. The record is from the annotation of a GenBank genome assembly.
GGAUUUGUCAACGCUCACUCGCACGCUUUUCAUCGGCACCUACGCGGUAGGAGUGAGAUCGGCGGAAAAACGGCGGAUACGUUCUGGAAGUGGAGAGACAACAUGUACGGACUGGUGGACGGUGUCACAAAAGAGAAGUUGUACGAGUACUGUUUGACGACUUUUCGUGAGAUGCUUGGUGCUGGAAUUACUACCGUUGGUGAAUUUCACUACGUCCAUCACGGCACGGGGAAGUUCAAUUUGGACGAAGUGGUGCUAAGGGCAGCCGAGGAUGUCGGCAUACGGCUCACUCUUAUCCAGACAUUCUACGAAGCAGCCGGGUUCGAUCGCCCUCCUCUGCAUCCAGUGCAGAAGUGUUUCGUCUCUACUUAUGAGGAUUUUGUUGGCAGCGUUAAUGAAUUGCUGGCACGCACCAGCAAGACAAUCACCAUUGCAAUAGCAGCUCACUCUGCACGAGCUGUUAGCUUUGAAAAUAUCAAGAAACUACACGACUUAGCCAUGAAAAGACAGCUGGCUUUUCACAUCCACCUUGAAGAACAGCCGAAAGAAAUUGAGGACUGUAUGAAAACAUUUGUUGUUUUCCAGAGCCCGUCCGAUUUCCUACUUCAGAAUCUGAAUAUUAACAAAUUAUUUUCGGCCGUUCAUGCUACAUUCACUUCGCAGGCAAACGUGAAGAAGUUCGCUCAGAAUGGAGCGAACACCGUUAUCUGCCCUUGUACUGAAGGCUACCUGGGCGAUGGCAUCCCACAUGUGAUUGACAAUCAAUAUAUUGCUUUCGGAACCGAUUGCAACAAUCGGAUCGGAUUCCUCGAAGAAAUGAGAUGGGCAUGUUAUUCACAGCAGGUUUGUCACACAGUACAAAACCUGUGGCUGGACUGUCGGCGAAUCGUCUUCUUCACUGCGCCACAGCUGGUGGUGCGCGGUCACUUGCUCUCGAUAGUGUUGUCGGCAGUAUCGAGGCUAGUUCAUAACCUAUAG